AUGUUGAUCAAGGAGUCUCACGUCGAUGUCCCAACCUCUGCCAAUGGCAAAGAGGGUACUAUGCUCACUGGCCCUGUUGCCCGCUUCGCCCGUCAGAUCGCUGGUCAAGGCUACAUCGUCGCUGCACCUUCAUCUUACCAUGACUUCACCGGCCCUGAGCCUCUCAAGUACGACGCCGAGGACACUGAUCGUGGCAACAAGUUCAAGAUCGAAAAGACCCUCGAGUCCUAUGAUGCCGACUCGUAUGCCACCGUCGAUUACCUCCUCUCACUUCCCACCUGCACAGGCCGUAUUGGAGCUACAGGCAUGUGUCUAGGUGGCCAUCUGGCCGUUCGCGCUGCUCUUGACCCUCGCAUCUCUGCUUGCGUUGCCUACUUCGCAACGGAUAUUCACUCCCGCACACUCGGCCCUUACGAUGCGCCCAACACUUCAUCAGCCGCUCCUACCAACAGCAACCACACCAUCGAUCUCUUCAACAAGUUCAAGGGAGAGGUUGCCAUGAUCUUUGGUGUAAAGGACACUCACGUCCCUGAUGCUGGCCGUGAUCUAAUCCGUGCCAAGCUUCGCGAAGCUGGUGUCCCCACUAGCUUCUACGAGUUCGCGUGGGCUCAGCACGCCUUCAUCCGUGACGAGCUAAGCAAGGGCCGUUAUGAUCCUGCCAUCACCAAGGUCUGCUUCGAGGUUCUGCUGGAACUCUUCGGUCGUGUACUCAAGACUGAGUUGGGUGCAAAGGACGGCGAUGUCCCACCCCCAGAGCACGUUUGUUAA
Fusarium subglutinans is the source of this 768-nucleotide messenger RNA. Its product is annotated as carboxymethylenebutenolidase. The transcript is spliced from 4 exons. NCBI's taxonomy places the organism in Eukaryota, Fungi, Ascomycota, Sordariomycetes, Hypocreales, Nectriaceae. Gene Ontology annotation, molecular function: hydrolase activity. The coding region runs from base 1 to 768 and encodes 255 amino acids. The record is from RefSeq and is a predicted model, not a curated record.